Molecule: messenger RNA, 1164 nt
Organism: Eurypyga helias (sunbittern)
Lineage: Eukaryota; Metazoa; Chordata; Aves; Eurypygiformes; Eurypygidae
Gene: DNAI2
Product: dynein, axonemal, intermediate chain 2
Exons: 8
Biological process (GO): outer dynein arm assembly; cilium movement
Cellular component (GO): outer dynein arm
Molecular function (GO): dynein heavy chain binding; dynein light chain binding
Source: RefSeq, a predicted model, not a curated record
GUCAACACCGAGCGAGUGGAGGUGGAAUCCCGCGGUGUCAACCACGUGGAGGGCGGCUGGCCCAAAGACAUCAACCCGCAGGAGAUGGAACAGACCGUCCGCUUCAGGAAGAAAGUGGAGAAAGACGAGAACUACAUCAACACCAUCACACACCUCGGCACUCUGAUGGAGCACUGCGUCAAGCAGAACAACGCCAUCAACAUCUACGAGGAGUACUUCGGAGAGGAGGAGAUGGCAGAGCUGGAUGACGAGCCCCCCUCCGCCAAAACCAUCAAUGUCAUCAGGGAUCCAAACCUAACCAAGAGGACGGCCACGCAUCUCUCCUGGCACCCUGACACGUACAAGAAGCUGGCAGUGGCUUAUUCCAGCCUGGAAUUCCAGCAAAACAUGAAAGACAUGAGCUUUGACUCGUACAUCUGGGAUCUCGAAAACCCCAACAAGCCGGAGCUCGUUCUCAAGCCGACAUCCCCCCUGGUGAGCCUGGAAUACAACCCCAAAGAUUCGCACGUCCUGCUGGGAGGAUGCUACAAUGGGCAGAUGGCGUACUGGGACACCAGGAGAGGGGGAUUGCCCUUGGAGGUGUCCGCCGUGGAGGUCAGCCACAGGGAUCCCGUGUACGGAGCGAUCUGGCUGCAGUCCAAAACGGGCAUGGAGUGCUUCUCGGCCUCCACUGACGGGCAGGUCCUGUGGUGGGACAUCCGCAAGCUAUCCGAGCCCACCGAGACGCUGGUCUUGGACAUCACCCGGAAAGGGCUCCUGGAGAACGCCCUGGGUGCCGUGGCACUGGAGUUUGAGCCCACCAUGCCCACCAAGUUCAUGGUGGGCACAGAGCAGGGCAUCGUCGUCGCCUGCAACCGCAAAGCCAAGACACCCCCCGAAAAAAUCACCAGCACCUACAGCGGCCACCACGGACCCGUGUACGCGCUGGCCAGGAACCCCUUCUACCCCAAAAUCUUCCUGACGGUCGGUGACUGGACUGCUCGGAUCUGGUCCGAGGAGACGAAGGAAUCGCCAAUCAUGCGGACCAAGUACCACCUCUCCUACCUGACAGACGGAUGCUGGAGCACCGUGAGGCCGGGCGUCUUCUUCACCACCAGAUCGGACGGGAUCCUGGAUGUCUGGGAUUUCCUCUUCAAGCAGAAAGACCCCUCCCUCAGCCUGAAG